AUGAAGGCAUCACGCUCUCUCCUCCUUUCAUGUAUCGUGCUCUUCGCCGUCGUCCAGGCUGCGUCCUCCCACUCGACGCACGACCUCCAGCGACGGCAAGGCCUGUUUGGAGGCCACGACGAUGAUACAACGACGACGGCGGCGACGGAGACCACCACUGCGAAGACAGACGAGACCACGACGCAGAAGGAGACGGACACCGCGACGACGAAGGAGGCGACCACUACUGCUGCGGAAACGACAUCCACGGAGGCUACGACCACCCAGGCCACCUCUACCACCCAAACCGGUACAUCGACUACGCAGGGGACUACAUCUGCAACACAGACAACCGGUACAACAUCCAAGACGGAUGGGGACAAUACGUCGACCACCGCGGCGACCACUACUUCCUCGCGCGUCCCAGUGACAAGCCAUAUCACCACCACUGGUGAGGACGGUGAUGUGGUCACGAUCACCACGACUCCUCCGGUUCAGUCGGGCGCGGAUAGCACGUCGUCUAGCUCCGCAGCACCGUCAGAAACGUCCAAGGCUGCCGAUGAUGACAAGGGUCUCUCCACCGGAUCCAUCGUGGGCAUGUCGGUCGCUGGCGGCAUCGCGCUCAUUGGGAUCAUCGCCUUCUUCGUAUGGAAAUUCACCCGGAAGCGGUUUGCGGACUAUGAUGAUGAGGCGAUCAAAUGGCCUGAGCUCAACGCUCACCCUGGCGACUCCGACGCCCCGUCUCACGCCAUGCCCGUUAACCCGACCGGCCGCUUUGGUAUCAACGACACCGCAUCCGAGGUAUCCCUCUCUCGUUCACCGUCCCAGACGGCGUAUUCGACCAACUACUCCACCGCCGAUCUCUCCACCAACGACCCGUAUGCUGUACCCCCGCUGCCCCAUCUCAACCCGAACUCAGGCAUGCCCUACCGGGACGACCCAAAUACUGGCUACUACGACCCGUACCGUGGCCCGGUUCCGCAGACGUUCAACGACGGCACAGGCCAAUGGCAGCAAGGCGAGGCGAUCCCCAUGACCCAGAUGGCGCCGCCAGUAUCUGGCCGCCUGAGCCCCGGCCCAUCACUCGCAUACGGUAUGGACGGGCGCGUCUCGCCAAACCCAUCGAUGAUGCGCGCCGCGUCGCCAAACCCAAUGAUGGCCUCGCCGAACCCGAUGAUGGCGACGCGAGCGGCGAGCCCAGGGCCCGCCAUGGCGUACGACAUGGGCCGCCGUUCGCCCGGGCCGCAGGCGGCCUACGGGUUGGGCGCGCAGGGCGCAUACGACGUCGCGCGGUAG
Schizophyllum commune H4-8 is the source of this 1275-nucleotide messenger RNA. RefSeq lists its product as uncharacterized. Lineage: Eukaryota; Fungi; Basidiomycota; Agaricomycetes; Agaricales; Schizophyllaceae. The transcript is spliced from 2 exons. The record is from RefSeq and is a predicted model, not a curated record. Bases 1 to 1275 code for a protein of 424 amino acids.